AGACGGCCCUCCGUAGCCAUUUCUGAUCAAGUUUGGCUCAAGCCAUUCGGGCUCAAUCCAUUUCACUUGAUAUUUCCUGUCGCAUACCCGUGGCGAUGGGGAACCUGAGGCCUCUGUUCAUCGGUAUCUGCGUGGCCAUCGUGCUCGUCCUCGUCCCUGUUGUGGCUUGCCUCGUCCUCAAGGGUGCGGCUCCCAUGCUGGCAAGUGGUAAAAGCUUCACCACUGGUUUUCGUUGGGCACCCAGGCACCCAAGCACCCAAGCACCCAAGCACCCAAGCACUUACUCGUCUGGCACCCAAGCACCCAAGCAAGCAACCAAGCACCCAAGCAAGCCAAGUCAUCACCUACUCGUCGCUUGUUGUAGUAUCACUGUGUAAAAAUACGCGAGGGAUGAUAUUGGAAAUGACCGAAGCUGCGAAGUAUCUGGACGUGAACAGCACGCUGAUGAUGGUCAUACAAAAGUGUGGAAGAAGUGUCGGCGUUGCCCCCCUGGAACGUCUCGGAAUACACAGCCAGAAUAUCCAGCUCAUCAAUCUCACAAACGUUGGCCGCAAUGAUCAUUCCUAUGCCUGGGCCCUGCGCCAUCUUGGCGAGGGUCUCACGGCGCAUCUUUCUGCUAACGCGUCAGUUUUUUUGUUGAAAGACAACAUGAUGCUGCAUCAACCUGAGAUGCGCAAGUGCAAAUUCUCAGAAGUCCUAGCCGACUUGCGAAGCCAUGGGUUUGGUUGCUUCUUCACAAUGCAAGAACCGGCAACUGAUUUCCACUUGGUUGCCGGGCUAGGCAAGUUCAACCUUUCAGAGUACAAAGGGGUCAGACAUUAUUUCCGAGCUGCUGCAGAUCAAAGGCCGUUGAACAAAUGGUGGGAUAGCUUGGGCAUUAUGUUUGGGAAUCGUAAUGGUAGUUCUGAUGACAGUGCAAGUGUGAUCCAGGUAUGUUAUGGUGGCAACUUCGCAGUGCGCAUGGACAAUAUUCGGGCGGUGAAUUAUUCUCUGUGGCCGCUGCUGGUGGCCAGGCUUGCGCGCAAUGAUUCCAUUGAGGAGGGCCACUAUGCAGAACGCACGUGGGCUGGACUACUUGCCCAAUCGACUCCUCCAGCAAGGUUGACAGUGUGUGAUCCAGCACAUCGGUCUUACCCUGGACGCAUGUGCUCUAAGAAAUCAUGAAGCCUUAGAUCGAAUACCCACCCGCGCCUUCUUGCAUCCUGGUGCAGGCGCAGUCUCUUCCAGCGCUGGCGCGGCGCAGACAUUCAGGAAUGAAUCCGCCGCCUGCCAAUCUAAUACACCGAUUGCCUUUUAUGUACAGAUUUGUUUAUCUGUGCCCCCACAAGGAUCUUUAAACAGUUUGUAGACAUUAAUUCGUUAUGGGCUCCAAGUCCAGAUGCCGAGGCAAAAAAUAGAUGCUUGAAUCUCAAUCGAGUCGUAUAGCCACUGGCACCUUCUUGUAUCCUGGUGCAGGUGCGGUCCCUUUUUUUGUUGACGUGACGCAGGCAUUCAGGAAUGAAUGUGCUUAGUGAUGGGCUCCAAGCUCACAUGCCCGAGGCAAGGAAUCCUUGUCGUGAGGCGGGCUUCAUGUCUCAAGAAGGGAUGCCCCUACCAAGUGCAACACAAUUUUGCCGAGCGCCCGACCUCAUUUUGCGUUUGCACUUUCUAGUGCGUGCGCCCCUGCGAGGUACAUGAUUUACUCUUCCUGUGCGGGGGCGGCAUUGUGGCUCAGGACUCAGGAUCAAAGGACUUGGCCAGAAGUGCCUUGAGCCAAAGUGCCUCGACCGAGUACGAACGAAGCAGCAAUACGCCAAAAGCGCGUGGGCAAGGAAAACUAGAUCGACAUGCCAACAA
Messenger RNA from Prorocentrum cordatum, 1836 nucleotides. The record is from the annotation of a GenBank genome assembly. NCBI's taxonomy places the organism in Eukaryota, Dinophyceae, Prorocentrales, Prorocentraceae.